This is a messenger RNA of Salvia miltiorrhiza (redroot sage), 1682 nucleotides long. RefSeq names its product serine carboxypeptidase-like 40. Bases 141 to 1628 code for a protein of 495 amino acids. Gene Ontology annotation, biological process: proteolysis. The record is from RefSeq and is a predicted model, not a curated record. NCBI's taxonomy places the organism in Eukaryota, Viridiplantae, Streptophyta, Magnoliopsida, Lamiales, Lamiaceae. The transcript has 8 exons. Gene Ontology annotation, molecular function: serine-type carboxypeptidase activity. Gene Ontology annotation, cellular component: vacuole.
UCAUCCAAUCCCAACAAUUUUCCAUGUUUGUUUAGACUUUGUGAUCACAUGUAUCCAAUAUUAUUCUAAUCCACCUCUUUUUGUGAAUCUAUUUAAACCCCAUAAUUUCCAUCUCCUUAAUUUCUCCACUCUCAAACAAAAUGUUAUUUCUCAGAGCAUUAUUUCCGUUUGCUUUCGCAAUUUUAUUAUCUCAAUGGCCGGAAACCGACGCAACGAAGCAAAUCGAAGCUCUCUCACGCAUUUACAAAGAGAAGUUGCACACAAACAGCAUCGACAGACGCCAUUUCAAUGCGAGCCAUCAGUCCCACGUCGUCAGAAUUCUCUCUCAAAAAGGGAUGAGAGAGAAUGACCGGAUCGCCAAACUGCCCGGCCAGCCGCCGGUCCGGUUCAAGCAGUACGGUGGGUACGUCACCGUGAACCAGACCGCCGGCCGAGCAUUCUACUACUACUUUGCUGAGGCUCAACGUGCCCAUCACAAGUCAUUGCCUCUUCUCCUCUGGCUCAAUGGAGGGCCUGGCUGCUCAUCUCUUGCCUAUGGAGCAAUGCAAGAACUUGGGCCAUUCCGAGUUCACAGCGAUGGCAAAACCCUCUACAAAAAUCCAUUCUCAUGGAAUCAUGCUGCAAAUUUGUUGUUUCUGGAGUCUCCUGCCGGCGUCGGAUUCUCAUACUCGAAUACCACGGCGGAUUUCAGGAGCGGCGGUGACGCGAAGACGGCCGCCGACAACUAUGCGUUCUUGGUGAACUGGUUGGAGAGAUUUCCUGAGUACAAAGGUAGAGAUUUUUAUAUUUCUGGAGAGAGUUAUGCAGGCCAUUAUGUGCCUCAGUUGGCACACACAAUUCUCUAUCAUAACAAGAAGGCUGGCAAGACCAUUAUCAAUCUCAAAGGAAUCAUUAUUGGAAACGCCGUGAUAAACGACGAGACAGACACGAUAGGGAUGUACGAGUAUUUCGGAAGCCAUGCUCUGGUAUCGGAUGAAAUCACGAAGCAGAUCAUGAGAUACUGCGAUUUCUCGGCCAACGCCACCACGCAACCCCAUCAAUGCAACCAAGCUGCGGAGCAAGUUGAUAAAAACAUAAACGUGAUCGAUAUCUAUAACAUCUACGCUCCCCUCUGCUGGAAUCCCAACCUCACACUAACGCCUAAGAAGGCUUCGGUGUCGCAUAUGGAUCCUUGCAGUGAUUAUUAUGUGUAUGCAUAUUUGAAUAGGCCUCAAGUUCAGAAGGCACUUCAUGCCAAUGUUACCAACAUGUCUUAUGAUUGGGAGCCAUGCAGCGAUGUCAUCAAAAAAUGGACGGAUAGCGCCGCGACUGUUCUUCCUCUUCUGCAAGAGAUUAUGGCUAAUGGGCUUCGAGUUUGGAUAUUUAGUGGCGACACAGAUGGAAGGGUACCAGUUACUUCAACAAAGAAUUCCAUCAACAUAUUGAAACUUCCCAUUGAAACUGCAUGGCACCCUUGGUUCCUUGAUAGAGAGGUUGGUGGGUACACACAAGUGUAUAAAGGGAACCUAACAUUUGCUACAGUGAGAGGGGCUGGACAUCAAGUGCCUAGUUUCCAACCAGCUCGAGCUCUUUCUCUUAUUAUGCAUUUUCUUGAUGGGACACAACUCCCUAAUUCUUCAAGAUUUUGACUCUCCUAAUUAUUCUUCCACUCAUUAUUAGUAAUAAAAGCUAUUUUUUGCACA